UUCAUGUUGUUGAGGAUGUUUCCCUAAGUAUAGUAAAUUACCAACCAUCCUUUCACAACUACGUUAAUUUAUUCUGCUUUGUUUGUCAGCAAACACCACUAUUCUUGAUCUAUAUGUUUUUAUAACCAAAAAGAUUCUUUCUUUCAAUCUUGCCCCAAACACAAACACUUUGCCAACCUCAGACUGUACGUGUCUGUGACAGUUAUUUGCAUGUAUGCAUGUGCAAAAAUGCUAAAGUAGAAGUAUCUCCUGUCCCCACAACUUCACAUGGCUCCCAUCACACAAUCUUUAUAUAUAUUCUCUUCUUUCUGGUAACCCUAUUUCAUAGCUAUAAUAAAAGGUAGUAUUAGAUAAGAAUAUUGUGCAUGGUAUGUUGUUAUUAUUUGCUAUUAUUAGCUAAGAAUAUUGUUAACUACAACACGCUCUAAUCAGCUGAGCUAUUAGUUAUUUGCUACUCUUUGAGUAAUGGAAGCUUCAACUCAAUUUGCUGUCACUCUUCUCUUUGUGUUUCUGUUUUAUUCAAUAAGAGGUUUAGAUUCAGCCACAUUUACUAUUGUAAACAAGUGUAGCUACCCCGUUUGGCCCGGGAUUUUGUCCGGUGCUGGAACAGCACAGUUAACAACUACUGGUUUCGCUCUAGAAUCCGGUGAAACCAAUGUUAUAGCUGUGCCGACGGCUUGGUCAGGCCGCAUAUGGGGACGAACACUAUGCUCAACAGACUCCACCGGGAUAUUCUCAUGCGCUACCGGAGACUGCGGUUCCUCCAAAGUAGAAUGCACUGGCAGUGGCGCAGUUCCACCUGCUACACUUGCGGAGUUCACGUUAAACGGUGCAGGAGGGAUGGAUUUCUACGACGUCAGUCUUGUAGACGGUUACAAUCUUCCCAUGACUAUCGAACCGCGUGGCGGCGGCGGUAACUGCACGACGACUGGUUGUACUGUGGACUUGAACGAAGCGUGUCCGACAGAGCUGAAACUGAAAGUGAAAAUUGCAGUUGAAGGAGAAGAGAGCGGUGAGAAGAGCGUGGCGUGCAAAAGCGCGUGUGAGGCUUUCGGGGAUCCGUUGUAUUGUUGCAGUGGCGCUUAUGCAACACCGCAGACAUGUAGACCAAGUGCGUACGCGCAGUAUUUCAAGAACGCUUGCCCACGCGCUUAUAGCUAUGCUUAUGAUGAUGGAACUAGCACCUUCACUUGUUCUUCUGCGGAUUAUGUCAUUACUUUCUGUUCUGCACCUUCCAAAAGUAAGUUGAUAAAGUCAGGAGGGAGUGGAAAAUUUCCAUUUGGAGUGGACAUAUGGGCAGGAAGGGGCAAUGGGCAGGGUGAUGAAUCAACCACCAAGAUGAUGAUCAUGGCAUUAGUAAUUGGCGCAGUUUUAACGAUGAUUUUGUGACCAACAACAAAGUGUUUCGUAUAUAUUCACAACAACUUACUGUAAAGGAAAGAAAAAAAGUGCGGGUGUCUCAGGGAUUUUGAUUUAUUUUGAAAUCAGAUAGUAUUAUUUGUAGCAAUGUGGUUCAUAAAUAACGUAAAAAUUUAUUGA
Messenger RNA from Vicia villosa (hairy vetch), 1539 nucleotides. RefSeq names its product thaumatin-like protein 1b. NCBI's taxonomy places the organism in Eukaryota, Viridiplantae, Streptophyta, Magnoliopsida, Fabales, Fabaceae. The coding region runs from base 466 to 1389 and encodes 307 amino acids. The transcript has 2 exons. The record is from RefSeq and is a predicted model, not a curated record. Gene Ontology annotation, biological process: defense response. Gene Ontology annotation, cellular component: extracellular region.